CUCUUGUACCAGCAGGAGCUGCAGGGAUGGAGCUGGCUGGACUAUUGACACCUGCUGGGCCAGCACAGAGUUGAGCUUUCACACAACCAAGAUUUUGUUCAUUAACAGAAGGAUUUCCCUCAUCGAAGGCCAUGGAUGACAGUACAUUACCUGUGAAUAAAUGGGAUGAGAGCCAUGUCCAACGCUGGCUAGAAUCUACUGGAAUCAAGAAAGAGUAUGUAGAAAAACUACAUGCAGAAGAAGUGACAGGCCCAGUGCUACUGGAACUGGAUGAAUCUUUCCUCAAAGGCAUUGGUAUGAAAGGGGCCCAAAUCCACAUGUUAAUCCGCAAGAUAAAGGACCUUCAGCAGCAACAGCAGAAGGCACAGCAAGGCAAACCUUCCAGCAGCAAAGCCUCUGGCAGAGCUGAUGCACAAACAGAUGUGUUAAGACCCAGAAAGGCAUCUGCUCAAAAAACUUCCAGUGGAGACAGCUCUGGUCCAGCAGACAAAACUAACAAAGACAACACAGCUUCUGCUUCUGGCAAGAGGCAAAGUAGCAACUCCCAGCUUAAAAGUACUGAUGAAACCAUAGAGCUCAGCAACCAUCGACCAUUCAGAAGUCAGAAUACCGAUUUCAAGUAUGUGAAAGGCAGAGUUCUUGCUCCAGAAUCAGGAGUCAACGAUUUGAUCACUCCUUGUCAUGAAUACAAAUCUUUUGCCACUGCUGCAGAGCUGACCAGAGAACGGCUGCAAUCAAAAUUUGCCUGUGAAGUGUUAAGAUUUGCUUCAGCCUGCAUGAACAUUCGAACAAACGGUACCAUACAUUUUGGUAUCAUGGACAGUGUUGAGGACAAGGGCUGGAAACAUGGAGAGAUCGUUGGCAUAAAGGUCAAAGAGCGAGAACACUAUGCUGAUGCAUUAGAUUAUAUAGAAAAAUGCUUUCCAGAAGAGGUACAAGAAAUUGCAAGGAGAUGUAUUCACCCACCUGUUUUUGUUGAAGUGAUUUCCAAAGACACUCAGGAACAAAGAUUCGUGGUGGAGGUUGACAUUGAACCAACAUCCAGUUUAGUAAACAACCAAUUGUUUGAAGUGCGUUUGCCAAAAUACAAUGAAGACAACCAGAAGGUGAACCGGACAAAAGACCCAGUUCUCUAUCAGAGACUGGGAACGAAGUCUGAACCUGUAAAGCCCAAAGAUCUCACUACUUUUAUUAGGGGCUUACGAGACAGAGAUGCUCAAAGAGAAAAUGCUGAGCUCUCCAGUGCCCAAGUACAUACAGAAAUACCUGAAAAUUUAGGAAGAAAGUUAUCAAUUCUACUAAAUGAUGGCAAAAGCUAUAUGGAUGAUUCCCUAUGGUACAUCCUUGUCACAAACAGAUGUGAAAAGGAUAAUUUGAACUGUAUCAACUUUUUAAUGCACUUGAACAUUUUCUGCGUAUUCGACUUUGAUGAAGAUUCUUAUGUGUCAGGGUUGUACAGCAAGUACAAAGAACUGCAUGCAACAAGGUCUUAUUUUUUACAGGACUUUUCCAAUGAAGGUAAGACUGGCAACCCUUGUGCUCAGAAACAUCUGUGCCUGUUUGAUCAGGCCAGCUGGAUAUUCUGCAAUGGGCGCAGUGACUUCCGUGGAGAUGAAAAACCUUGUGAUGAAAAUACAUGGAUUAGAACAAAAAAAAAAUACCUUAAGAAAGCAAUUACUCGAAUCUGUGAUGAAAUCCUGCCACAGAGGUCUUUCAUUGUGCUUUUCCUACUGCUGUCUCCAGUCCAGAAGCCCCUUGUGGAUGCUUUUCAUGAAUUCUAUGCAGAGAUGAAUGGCACAGAGUACAUCGUUUGCAUUGCAGAGUCCAGAGAAAACUAUGAGAAGUGGGCUCAUCUAGCCCAGGCGUCCUGCAGCAUUGAGGCACUAGAGCAAUGCAGCAUCGCGGGUAUGAAACUAAGUCACAUAGAUGCCACCAUUCAAGCAAUGUUGCCUUCUACAGCACAACCCAGACAUCUGCCAGUUUCCACCAGAGGGCUGUGCACACUUCCCUUGUUGGAAGAAGAGAAAAUGUUUUCCCUAGAAAUCCUUUGUUCUGACCAGUGUGAUGACAUCAAAAUAGAUCUUUUGACAGAAAAAGAAAUACAAGAAAUAGAACAAAAUUUUUACCGAGGGAGAAAAAUCAUCUGGAAAAACUUCUGGCUGGCUGAUAAAAGACACUGUGGAGAAAUCAUUGAACGUGAAGCAUGUGAGGAUGCAAGCAAACUCCUGGUUGAUAUUUUACGAGGAAGUAGACUCAACUAUUCUGUGGCUAAGCUAAAGAUAUUUCACCAUCCUGGAAGCGGUGGAAGCACAAUAGCACGGCAAGUUCUAUGGAAAAGAAGAAAGGACUUAAGAUGUGCUGUUAUCAAAACCUCAUAUUCACCUUCAACUGUCUGUGAACAUGCACUUGCAUUUAGAGAUUAUGAAGAAAAAGAUACCAGUCACUGUCUUCCUGUGCUCCUCCUGAUCGAAGAUUAUGAUGAAGACUACUUAGAAGAACUAAGGAAUGACUUAAUGGAUGCUGUAGGAACUAGGAAAAUUAAUUCCCCCAGACCUUACUUCAUCCUCAUGUGCUGUAGACGAUCCAAUGACCCUGAAAGGCUUUGCAAGGCUUCUCCACUGGACACAGUUGCUGUCACUCACAAGCUGACAGACUCAGAGAAAAGUCUGUUCAAAGCUAAACUUGAAAAACUGAGGCAGAAAGAUGUCAAGCCAGAGUUCAUACUUACAUUUGUCCUGAUGUGUGAGGAGUUCAAUGAAGCAUACGUGAGAAACUUUGUAGAGCACAUACUGCAAGGCAUAGACCGUCACUCUCGUGAUACAUAUUUGAUACGUUAUGUGGCUUUGCUCAAUUAUUAUGUACCUAACUCAUAUGUUUCACUGUCACACUGUGAGGCUUUUCUGGGACUGGGGUUACAAACAGCAAUGACAUCAAGAGCAUAUAAUUUCAAAAGUCUCUUGAGUGAACAAGCAAGAAUGAUUUUUAUUGAGCGAAGGGAAAGUACUACCAAUAUUUCGUAUGUUCAGAUAAUACACUGUCUGGUUGCAAAAGAAAUUCUGCAUCAGCUUUCAGGGAACGAACCUCAAAGUCAACUUGCAAUGACACUUCUUCAGGAAAAGACACUCUUUGAAAACAGAUUUGUACGAGGGGAAUUCAUAAAGUUCAUCAGAGAUCUUUUUAUUAGACGUGAGAAAAGAAGCAGGGGUGACAAAACUGAUACUCUUUUCUCCCCAUUCAUUGAACACAUCUGUCAAGUUGAAGACUGUGAAAAAGCUAUAGCCGUUUUACAAGCUGCAUAUGAGCUCCUUGGAAAAGAUCCUUUUUUUGCCCAGCAGCUUGCCAGGCUGCAUUACAACAAUGAAAAAUUUAAAGAUGCAGAAUACUGGGCAGGGGUUGCAAAAUUUCAUUUGCCAAAUGAUUCUUAUAUUUUAGACACAGAAGGUCAAGUCUAUAGGAGAUGGUUUAGUUUUGUUCUGGAUAAAAAGACAGAGGAGGACACUCCUGAAAACAUCAUUGAAAAGAUCGAGAUGGCUCUUAAAGCUAUGAAAUGCUUCAAGGCUGCACAAUGGGCUGCAAAAGCAGAACGCGACAGUAUGAACAAUGCUGGUUAUUUUGGAGAAGUUGAAGUAGGAUGUCGUCUGCUUAAAUUUUUGUCCACAGUCCAAGUAUUUCGCAGAACUCCAGAGGGGGAAAAUGAUGAGCUUGUGAAAUACCUGAUCACAGAUUACAUUCCUAAAGACAUCGAAAAACCAUGGGGAAGGCUUCACUCGCGCUUAAAAGGCUUACGCCAGAACCUGUAUGAAGCUCUGGAAUGGAUUUCUGAAGAUCUGAGUUAUUUCCAAACAGAUAAAGACCAUGACAAGGAAGAAGAUGAUGAAAAAAAUGAAAAGGAAGAACAAAUUCAUAAUCCUAGAAAAUGGCUGAAAACACAGUCCGAGGUAUAUGCCAAAUUCUUCAUCUCAACAUCACUGAUUGAGGACAGCAACGGUGGCCCUGACAGCCAGCUGAUGAGACGCAUGAAUAUUUAUAGGAGUGGUGGAGGUAGUGUCACCAAUAUCCUGUCAUUCUUAACAGAUAAGAAAGAGAAAAGAUCAGCUGAAAAGCUAGAAAGGAUCCUUGGUUUCUACCCAGAAAACCCACGCAGCCUAGAGGACAACGAUCUGAUCAAUUAUAUUUUGUGCCAUAUCACAUUAGCAUGCUUAGCACCAGGAUCAGCCAAACUUUGUCCAGUGCAAACUCUUCGUGAUCUCAGUGCAAGAUUCUUUAAAGGAAAAAGACCAUUUCCAGCAAGUGCCUAUUUUUUGCUCACUAUGUUGUACUGGCCAGAUGAGGCAUUAGACAAGGAGCCUCAUCCAGAUAAAGAUGAAAUUCUAAACACAGCCCUUCAAACCCUGAAACGUUUAUAUGACAUCAAGAUGAAAGAUGUUCCUACCAGAAAGAAAAGAAUCUACACUCACUUCUUUCUGGGAAAGGGUUAUGGCUUAGGUAAGAUUGUGCACAAAACUAAAAUUGAGAAAUUAAUUAGUGGGUCCUUAGACGAGAGGAGAAUGAAGUGGCUAAAUGGAACUGUGUGGAAUAUUGCCAAUAUUCGUGACAUACUCAGAAGAGUUUCUGGUUGGACCAAGGACAGAAAAUUAUAUAUGUGUGGUCAUGUGAAGGAGUUUCCUAUCUUGCCACUCCAUCUUGAUUCACUGCCCUCUGGAAAUGAAAAUGUGACCUUUUAUUUGGGCUUUUCAUUUAACGGACUUGUUGCUUUCGAUAUUAAGGUUGAAAAAUGACCCAACUGUCAGCAGAAUGCACAGCACUUAGUACCUUAACAGCACCUACUGUGCUGAUGGACCAAACAGCACUGAAUUGUCCACUGUCACAUUUGAAACCAAGAGUGGACUGCACUGAGCAUCAGGUAACAAGAUAACCACACUUUACUACAGUAAUGACCCAGUAUCUAAAAAAAUGGAAACCUUCUAGUAAAAUAUACCUUAAAACAGAAGCCUUGCAUACUUCUGGAGUCAACAAAAGCAAGAUUUCAAGCUUAGCAAUCAUUGCAAUAUUUGCCUGGGGGCUGGGUGCAAAACAAAAGACCCACAAUUUCUCCUCCCCACCCCCAAAUACUUGGGGAACAGAGAUCUAGAAUAAACAGUUACAGCAGGGAACCCUUUCUUCUCAGCUCACAGAUUAGGAUUUAAUUUCUGAUGGUCUUGAUCAGUAACAGAAUCUGUCCACUGUAAUCAUGUUUUUUCUUCUUUCUGAAUCAGUAACAAGUUCAAGUGAGCUCAGGACGUGUAUACCACACUAGCUGUAACAUACACGUACCAGGUAUGAAACAUUUACCCAGCAACUGCAAGCCUACAUCCAGCAGAGAAGCACAGAGGGAACAUAAGCAGUUUUCAAGUUAACUUUGCAAACAUCAGGAUUUAUAAAAGCCAGGUCUCCAAUUUUACAAUCACCCCUACAUUGCUUCUCCAUGUAAAUGUGACAAACCAUACUAGAUAACUGUUUCUGGGAAGGGGUGCAGAGGCAGUGAGCAGUUAAGACAGUGACUAUAUUUGUAUGCAGUUAUGAUUUCAGUCCGUAAGAAUUCCAGCACUUUGUGGAAUGGUUUUGCAAUAUUAUCCAAUAAACAUCCAAGUACAUCACCCAGAUUUGUCUACUAUAUAUAUAUAUAUAUCUCCAUAUUUGAAAAUAUUUUCUAGCCUGAUUUACUAAUUUGAAAAAUGAGUUUGUUGCCAGCACUGUGUCUGCAACCAUCAUGUCACAUUAAGCUUCUUAAAGCCACCUGCUUUUCUUGGAGUUUUGCAUUGUUUGAUGCUGUAUUAUAAUCACUACAACUUCCAGAAAACCUGCCAUAUAGCUUAAGUUUUAAACCAAUAAACAAAGUUUAGAAAGAAUUUCCAUUUAUGAACUAAAUUACCCUACCUGAAGAUGUAGUUUUAACAGUAUCAAGGUACAAUUUGCCUUUCCGACUUCAGACAAGGCCUGGGCACAGCCAAAAACUGUAAAAGGAAUUGCAAGCCACCAUGAAUUCAGAAGAAACAGGAUGAAACCAAUGAUUAUUCUAUCUAGACCAAGCCUUCACCUUCCGGCCUCAAGAAGCAGAAACAAGAUGAGCUGUGGCAGCACCAGGACCAAGUGUGCUGGGGUACUAGAAAAGGGCUUGUCUGCCCUCCCCCCCCCCCCACCUUGAUGCAGGGGGCAAAGGGGAAAGUGUACAUUUGAAAAUGUAACUGGGCAGAGGCAGCUUUGUUAAGUCUAGCAUGGACUAUAAGGAUGGCUUCACACCAGAGUAGAAAUAGGAUAUACAAAUUUACUGAAGAGCAUGGGAGCUAAAAUAAAGCAUUAACUGCUUAAUAGUUUAUACAGCCUGCUCAAAUGCUGUGUCAAAGGCAUGGCUUUUGUUUUUAAGAAAGAGAUUGUUACUAUAAUGAAAAAUUAAAGCUAGACAACUUAGCCAAAA
Molecule: messenger RNA, 6454 nt
Organism: Apus apus (common swift)
Lineage: Eukaryota; Metazoa; Chordata; Aves; Apodiformes; Apodidae
Product: sterile alpha motif domain-containing protein 9-like
Exons: 3
Coding region: 132-4778 (1548 amino acids)
Cellular component (GO): cytoplasm
Molecular function (GO): protein binding
Source: RefSeq, a predicted model, not a curated record